Lentinula edodes (shiitake mushroom) is the source of this 2082-nucleotide messenger RNA. Its product is annotated as pyridoxal phosphate-dependent transferase. The transcript is spliced from 16 exons. Bases 428 to 1747 code for a protein of 439 amino acids. NCBI's taxonomy places the organism in Eukaryota, Fungi, Basidiomycota, Agaricomycetes, Agaricales, Omphalotaceae. Gene Ontology annotation, cellular component: peroxisome. Gene Ontology annotation, molecular function: L-alanine:glyoxylate transaminase activity; L-serine:pyruvate transaminase activity. The record is from RefSeq and is a predicted model, not a curated record.
UUCUCCGAUCGUCCUCCGACGUAUUGGUAAAUUGCAGAUCCUCGGGGCAUGCAACCUUAAGCAACCUUCCACAAGACUAAAUACCUCGGUCUCAGGCUAGAUCCAGCUUCUCGUGGUCCAGUUUUAAACCAACUGACGCAGUUACUAUUUACAACCCGUACAACACGCAUUUGGACACAUCGCGGAUCAUCUAAAAUAUUAAAAAAGAGCGUGAUGAGCGGGAACAUCAUCUUCUGAUGCCUGUAUUUGUAUGAAAUCGCGAAUUUUGCUGACUGAAACGACAGUUGAACGUUGCUGAACGACAUUUAGUCGAGGCUCUUCGUGACCGCGGUAAGGUCGACGGCAGGCAUUUUGACUUGGUCGGUGUCCCGUUCCGCUGCUGAAAGUCACGUAUUCGGAUGUCCGUGCGCACAUCUUCAUCAGGUUUAUGAGCCUCCUACUUUCGGUCUCCCAAAUACGUGGCCCCAUCCUCACUCAACUACGCUCUUCUACCUCCAUAUCUAUCAGGAAAAUGUCCUCUAUUGAACAGUUCAGACAGUCCCCUCACAAGCUGCUGGUCAUUCCAGGGCCAAUCGAGGUAUCGGAUGAGGUUUUAUUUGCCAAUGCCCAUCCUUCCAUGUCACACGUUUCCCCCGACUUUAUCCCGGUGCUCGGUGAUUGCAUUCGAAUGACGCGAACCGUCGUAGACACUGCGAAAGGUCAACCAUUCUUGAUAGCAGGAAGUGGGACAUUAGGCUGGGACCAAAUCGCAGCUAAUCUUGUCGAGCCCGGAGAGAACGCGUUAGUCCUUCAUUCCGGCUAUUUCGGAGACAGCUUUGCGGAAUGUUUAGAAACUUACGGAGCGAACGUCGACCAAUUAAAAGCAGAAAUAGGCGCGGCUGUUAGCCAAGAGGCCAUAGCGGAGGCACUAGGGAAGAAGAAAUACAAGCUCUUGACAUUUACUCACGUUGACACCUCAACUGCUGUCCUUUCGGACGCCAAAGCAAUCGUAGAAACAGUCCGCAGAGUAUCACCGGAGACUCUGGUCGCUUUGGAUGGAGUUUGCUCAGUCGCUAGUGAAGAGAUUCAUAUGGACCAAUGGGAUGUAGACGUUAUCAUAACUGCAAGUCAGAAAGGCCUCGGAACUCCCCCUGGUCUCAGCAUUCUUGUCGCUAGCGUCCGAGCCAUGCAGGUUUUCAGCUCUAGAAAGUCCCGCCCCACUUCAUACUAUGGUAGCUGGAAGAAAUGGCUUCCAGUCAUGCAGGCUUAUGAAAGUGGAAAACCUUCGUACUUUGCUACGCCACCUGUCAACCUCAUUUACGCAUUCCACGCCUCUCUUUCCAAGAUCACCAAGUCUUCUCCUUCACUCGCAGAACGUUACGAACUGCACAGAGACGCAAGCCGGAGAGUCAAGGCAGCAGCGCAGGAGCUUGGAUUGAAACAGCUUCCUCUAGAUCCUGCAUUUGCUGCCAAUGGAAUGACCGCACUCUGGUAUCCUGACGGUCUGAGUGCAGGAGACAUUCUUCCGCGAUUGGUGAAGAAGGGCAUUGUUGUAGCCGGUGGCUUGCACGUUGACGUCAAGGAUAAAUAUUUCCGUAUAGGGCACAUGGGAAUCACUGCUGUUGAGAAAUCACGAGGCGACGUCGACGCUGUCGUCAAAGCUUUGGGAGAGACACUGGCAGAAGCCGCUGCUGAAAAACUGAAACAGGCUAAUGAUAGAUUCGGACCGUUGAAAGAUAACGGUCUGAUGAUGAAAGCAAGACUUUGAAGGAAAAUAUUUCUCACUCAGGUUGAAUGAGAACUUGUACACCGAACUUGGUAGCAAAUUGUAGCAUGUUGUCGGCAGGAUGCUGUGCUGCCCGGAUAUAGCGGAUGGGGUACCAUGGAAGGAAAAGUGAAGUUGCAACUAACCGUUGGGGUUGGAUCCACUAUGAUAUCUUGGCUGGAAAAUAGCUGAUAGCUAUAGUCUGAUUCAGUAGGGUGUGUGGUGUGUGGCGGUGGGGAUAAACAGAGGAAGUACUAGUGGUGUCUGUAGUGUCUUAGCAGGUAGUAGCUAUCUAUAUAUAUAAUCGAAGCAACGGAUACCCGUCCGGCGUUUACACA